This is a messenger RNA of Tremella mesenterica DSM 1558, 606 nucleotides long. RefSeq lists its product as uncharacterized. The transcript has 4 exons. Gene Ontology annotation, molecular function: rRNA small subunit aminocarboxypropyltransferase activity. Gene Ontology annotation, biological process: maturation of SSU-rRNA. Lineage: Eukaryota; Fungi; Basidiomycota; Tremellomycetes; Tremellales; Tremellaceae. The record is from RefSeq and is a predicted model, not a curated record. The annotation marks the transcript as partial.
GUACCUGUGGCGAUGUGGGAUUUUGAGCAUUGCGAUCCUAAGAGGUGUUCGGGGAAGAAACUAGCAAGACAUGGAUUGAUAUCAUCCAUGAGAAUAGGUCAACGGUUUAGAGGUAUCGUCCUCACACCAAGAGGGAAAAUACCGAUAUCUGCAGGAGACGAAGAUAUCGUUCUAGCCUCAGGUUUAGCAGUCGUGGAGUGCUCCUGGGCUAGAUUGGACGAAGUGCCAUUUGGAAAGAUCAAAAGUCCUUAUGAGAGAUUAUUGCCCAUGCUGAUAGCUACCAACCCUGUGAAUUAUGGAAAGCCAUGGAAACUCAACUGCGUGGAGGCUUUAGCAGCUGGGUUUUAUAUAACGGGUCAUGAUGAUUGGGCUGAAACUUUAUUGGCCAAAUUUUCCUGGGGUCAUGCUUUUUACAAGAUGAACUCCCAGUUUCUCAAACGAUAUGCCACAUGUAAAACCGCUGCCGAGGUAGAAGCUAUGCAAACCAAAAUACAGGAUGAGAUGGAGGAAGAGCGACAGCGGCGGAAAGUUGAGCGUGGUGAGUUCGUCAAGCUUUGUUUCAAUCUACUUCUAGCCAGUCUCCUGAGAAAUUUCAGACAAACAUAA